UCUGAUGAAGACCUGUGUUAUAGCAAUGGUAGAUGGUAGUGAUGGCAAAACAAAAGCAUGUUUACUCGGCUCAAGGGCCCACAGCAGGGGUUUAUUGAAAGAAGCAGAUAAACUGUAACCACACUGACUCACUGUUUUCAUAAUUCAGAUCAAUACAUUCUAAUCAAUACAUUUUUAUGAUAAUACUUCACCUUAGUUAGUACUCAUGUCUGCCUCUGUUCAUAUGACUUUAUUAUGCCCCCUUAGUCUUUCUCCUGUUUCUUUUUCUCAGAGGAGCUUAUACAGCUUAAAACAGCCUGGACUUUCACAUGACUGCCCUGUCACUGAUUUCCACUAAAUCGAUUUUUCUGCAAUAAUGCAUUUUCAAAAAUACAAAACAGUCUGCAUGAAAUUGCUUAAAACGUAAAAUGUGCAGCGAGAUUUGCGUCAGAUUUGGCAAAUCCUGACGUCAGGGAGACAAUUUUGAAGCGAUUUAACACACAACAUUUUCCGAUAAAACACUCCACAGGCCUACUGUUGCAUGAGAGGACUGUGGUGAGCUGUAACACCUGUUUAAACAGGGCCUUUAACGUUAACUGCCGCCCUCCCCCCGUUCGUGGCCUGUUUUGAAACCGGAGUGGUGAGUCACUCCUCUCUCGGUUUAGAAAAACAGAUCCGGCCAGGCUGGGGCCCGGCGGGGGGAUGGGAGGCCGGCGGUGGAUGAACACCGGAGGUGGACGCAGCUGGACUCCCACUCCUAAGGACCCCACAUCCUGACAACGGCCCGCCGUGUUCCCAUAGAGACCGGGGCUGAUCUGGGGGAGGAAAAAAACACCGACAGAGUGAAUUGAUAUGCGUAUUUUUGCAGCUUAGUGGUCGUGGGUGCAGCUAAUCGAUUGGUCAUGUUCUUUAAAAAGAGAACCAAGAGUGCAGAGCUUCUCGUUUCCUAAUUCCAAAAUGUACCGUAAAUCUGAUGUGAGUAGCCUACUUUGUUGCCUCAAAAGUGGGACCAAGGCAGGAUGGGCCCAUUUGAAGCGCGAAUGUUUAUUUAGGGACUGUUCUGUAUUUAUCAGAGGGGGUGAUGGAAGUGUUCGUUGCACAUAAUGUGUCCAAGGACCGUCAGAAAUUCUAAAAUGCAAUAAUAGUUUCUGGUUUUGCAGUUUCUUGCCUUGAUAAAUGGUGUGAUUCUUGCGAUUUGUAAAGUAAAACAAUACCCUCCAAACUGCCAUACAGCCAUUUGAAGUUGUGUGCCCCUCCCCUAAGCCAUAAUAAUAAUAAAGAAACAACAACAAACACAUACGUAGGCUAAGUCCUUCCCCAAUGCUUAGAAAUAUAUUUGACAUCACUCCCCCUUUUUGCACCAAGGGGUAAUAAAGAACAGUCCCUUAAGUGCUAUUCAAGUAAAAAUGAUGAGCAGCAAGAAAUUGUUUUGUUUUGUAAAGGUGUACCAUAAUUGGUGUUAAAAUCUAAACGAAGAAAAGCAAGCCUACUCAGACUUGGACAUUUUAUAAAUAAAAUAGAUACAGGCAUUAUUAUUGAUAAAUAAGCUAAUACAUUUUUUUAAACUCUCAAAUGGCUUUACCAUACUCUACAUCAGGGUCUCCAGCAGGAAUUCAGAGAGGUAGGAUGCUUCUCUUACCAAAAUCCCACUCUACCCCCCACCCUUUUUCCCGCCAAAAAGCCUUGGGGGUUCGAAUUCUGCCCUUUUCUGGUAGAAUCAAUGUCUCCAUGACAACCGUUGCCCUAGACAACAGAGAUGCUCGGGGUGCUGCCGCAACAACAGAGUGCCAUGCGCAAUGCGGCAGCACGUACCAGUCGUGUAUCCAGCCCAGAAAAGAGUCAUUUUGAACUGUAGACCGAAAGCGUGUAUGUAGUACACAGAAAGUGGCUUCAUUACAUGAAACAAGGCACAACGUAGCAUUUUUAAAGUACAAUGGCUGCAACAACAUGCAUGACACUUGCCAACAUUGUAGUUUACACAUUAACCGCUAGGUGGGGGCGUCGUAUCCUAAAUAAAUCCAAGUCUACAAGGAACCAGAAAAUAAAUUAAAAAAAAGUUAAAUAUUUGUUCCCAGAAACAAAAAUCAAAAAAGUCAACGCUUUGUAUAAUACCUUGUCGCUGCUUCGUCUACGGAAAGAUCAACGUUACACGUUGCGUUAAAGCCUAAAGCCCCGCCCCACCGACCCUACUCCUGUACCGGAAAUGAUGUCGAUAAAGUUUUGAAUUGAAACGUCGCCAGAUGCUGGAAAGAUGGCGGCCCCGGCAGCAGACGAAACGAUGCACGGAGUUCCUCCCUCACUGUCUGCCAGUGUGGUUGGGUCAUUUGCCUAUUUGACUGUGAGAGACAGAUUGCCAACCAUCCUGACAAAAGUUAUAGACACAAUACAUCGCAACAAAAACAAGUUUUUUGAAGAAUAUGGACAGGAAGGCAUCCAGGCAGAGAAGCAAACAAUUGCUCUUUUGUCUAAGAUGAGGAAUGAGCUGCAAACUGAUAAGCAAGUUUUGGAACUAACAGACAGCCUGCAAGACACAGAGCACUGGAAUGAGUACCUAAAGAGACAACAGAAACUGCAAGGAGAGCAGGAGUCUGUCAGCUGGUUCAAGUCUCCUUGGCUUUAUGUGGAGUGCUAUAUGUACCGUAGGAUACAGGAGGCCCUCUGGCUCAAUCCUCCCAUCAGUGACUUUGACGUCUUUAAUGAGGGAAAGACUCAGAGCUUUUUUGAGUCUCAGCAGGCUGUGAUGGCCUUAUGCACAUACUUGGAGGACAUCAACAAGAACUUGAUGGAACUCUCCAAGAAUCAGAUGUUUGAACAUUUUAACAAAUUGCUACAGGUUUCUCUAUGGGGGAACAAAUGUGAUCUGUCUAUCUCUGCUGGCCAAGAAAACUCACAGAAGACCAGUCCAUUAGAUUCCCUCAACAACCUACAACCCUUCAUCUUGGUGAAGGACUCUGACAUGGUAUGGUCAACUCUCAUUUCUGCUCAGGGGACAGGCCAGACAGAGAAAACCACUGCAGUCAGAGUGGACAUUGUUCUCGAUAAUGCUGGCUUUGAGUUAGUCACUGACUUGGUUUUAGCAGAUUUCCUGGUUUCCUCCGGCCUCGUCCAUGAGGUCCAUUUUCACGGCAAGUCCAUCCCGUGGUUUGUCUCUGAUGUCACAGCUAAAGAUUUUCAGUGGACCAUCCGGCAGACCAUGGCAGCCAAUCACAAAGCGAUGUCAAAGAGUGGUGUCAAGUGGAAUAGCCACCUGAAGGAGGGUGUGUGGUCCUAUCACGAUCAUCCUUUCUGGACACAGCCCCAUGAGUUCUGUGACAUGGCAGCAGAUGCUCCUGACCUGUAUGCGACCCUGCAGGGGGCAGACCUGGUGCUGUUUAAAGGUGAUCUCAAUUACAGAAAGCUGACAGGGGACAGGGAGUGGGAUCACACAGUGGGCUUCGAUACUGCGCUACGAGGUUUUGGGCCUGCGCCGCUGUGUAGCCUGAGGACUCUCAAGGCCAACAUUCAGGUCGGUAUGCAGCCGGGCCAAGCUGAGAAGCUCGCCUCCCGAGAUCCAGACUGGAUGACCAGCGGCAAAUACGCUGUUAUUCAGUUCCACAGCUCAAAGUCAGAACAGAAAGACUCGGGAUCUCACUGAGAAGACGUGGAAACAUAGGAACAAUACAGGAAGAAGUUCCAUGAAGAGAAGUUACCUUUAAGCCAUAAGACCACAAAUUUACAUAAGGUUAUUCAUGCUGUCUUUGCUCAUCAUUGUCAGCUCGCACUUCAUCAUGUUUGAUACAGAAACGUACAGUAACAGACGUAGUUAAUGGUUACUUUCACAACAUAUUUGUACCAUGUCAUACUUGACAUGUUAGCACUUUAAGAUCUCAAUGUUUCCCCAUGAUUUGAACACAGUUGUUUAUGGUGACAAAUUUAUCUCUAACAUCAAGCUCGAUUUUUUUUUCUCAAAAAAGCUUAUGUAUAGUGCACAAUUGUAUCAAGUCAUAGUGUUUACAGGGUAAUAAAGAUGCUGUUAACAAUUUUUGAGUAAGACCUGCGCUUUUUAAAUCUCAGUCUUAGAUAGGGCUGGCUAUCGUUUCCAGCACCACUACCAGUACCCAUAAAAUGACAAAGAUAGAUACCAAUAGAGUACUGUAUGUGCGACCUUGCUUUUCCUGCUUCAUUCAGUACACGUCGUGUGAAUGGAGUAGUGUGUAAUAUAACCAUUCUUUACAACUGCCCACUCCAUAAAAUACAAACUACUGCAGGAGUGUGAUCUCCACAAUGGGGACAGUUAGUAAGAAUCUGCUCACAUUACUUAAUGGUUAUUAACAGGUUUAAUGUCAGAUUUGAAUUGUUUCAGUGUUAGUGUGAGUUUGUUUGACUGUCGAAUAGCGUUGAAAUCUCAGCCUCUGCUACUAAGUUAGCUUGAGCGAACCUGUUGCACUUGAUGUUUUUGAGCGGAAGAGCGAGUCCAGAGCAGCAAAAAAAUGUUUGCUAAUCAGACCCCCAGAGCAAAAAACAAUCAAAUGCAGGUAUCACUUUAUUUAAUAAGUUUCAAUACUCAUUGGUACUGACAUAUUUAGGUACUAGAGCAACAGUACUUUACUUUUUGCAUGCAGGAGAUUGAUGAUUAAUGUAAUAUGUAAAAUGCUUUUUUUUUAAUCCAGCUCAGCUCAGGUUAUUCUACUUUUGCACUCAGUGUCUUUGACGUGCAUGCAUCAAAGCAUACGGACAGCCAUUUAAAUUCACCUAAUGCAGAUUAUAACAUCAAUUGAUAGCUGUUUUGCUUAGUGUGAAAGAUGGUAGACUGUUACUGAGGCAAUUUAACAAUAACAGUGAAGACGUGUGCUCGUGUAGGUUAAAAUGGUAUCCCAGACUUUUCUAUCUUCAUAGAUAAAAGUAGAUUCCUUUGAACACUGUUAUGUCAUCUAAAUUCUCAGUGCUAGUACCUCUGAGGUGAUGUUAACUGGAUACUUCUUAGUGCUGCUGGAUGAAAUGAUAUCAUUUUCAUUAUUGGGUUAAUUUGAUUUAAUAAAGAACUGCACUGAC
Messenger RNA from Plectropomus leopardus (leopard coralgrouper), 5010 nucleotides. It is a transcript of the gene dcph1, whose product is annotated as damage control phosphatase 1. NCBI's taxonomy places the organism in Eukaryota, Metazoa, Chordata, Actinopteri, Perciformes, Serranidae. Gene Ontology annotation, biological process: DNA damage response. The record is from RefSeq and is a predicted model, not a curated record. Gene Ontology annotation, cellular component: nucleus. Gene Ontology annotation, molecular function: phosphatase activity.